Gopherus evgoodei (Goodes thornscrub tortoise) is the source of this 11144-nucleotide messenger RNA. It is a transcript of the gene SPATA6, whose product is annotated as spermatogenesis associated 6. NCBI's taxonomy places the organism in Eukaryota, Metazoa, Chordata, Testudines, Testudinidae. The record is from RefSeq and is a predicted model, not a curated record. The transcript is spliced from 11 exons. Gene Ontology annotation, biological process: spermatogenesis; motile cilium assembly. Bases 67 to 1227 code for a protein of 386 amino acids. Gene Ontology annotation, molecular function: myosin light chain binding.
UAGCGGCGCGGCGCGGCGCGGCGCGUCCUGUGCGGGCCCAGAGCCGCCCUGCCCCCCCGGUCCCCAAUGCCGCGGAAGGCGCUGGUCUGCGCCCUGGAGCUGGAGCUCCGCUCGAUAACUUGCCCUGGAGUAUUGCUGAAAGACAAAAGUGAACUCUAUCUCAGCGCCUGUGUGUUUGGACAGUACAAAAGGACUCAAUGUGUCCCUGCAGCAUUUCCACUCUUCUUAGAAGAGAAACUAGUAUUUGAAAAGGUAUUUACUGAUGUAGUUGAUCCUGGAAAACUUGUUGAGCUACUUCAAUUUGACACAGCAGUACUUGAACUAAUACAGCUUGUUCCUCCAGUGGGAGAAAUUCUAGCCACUUAUGAAGAAAAUACAAGAGAUUUCCUUUUCCCUGAUCCUAAGCUUACUCGUGGGCACCAUGGUUCAGAUCGUGAAGUUUUAAUGAAGCGGUCUUCUAGUUUUACAGGAAUUGCACCAAAAUUGAGAUUUUCUACCAGCUCCCUUAUUACAGAAAGCCUGUUAAGUUCAGGAAGGAUUCAUGUACAGGAUAAUUUGGAUCGGGUGCAUCAUUCAGCUCCAAAUGGAAGAUUACAAACAAGGUCACCAAAGAAAAACACCUCUUCACCUGAGAAAAACCGACACUGCUUAGCAACAAAGAACUAUGAGCAGCCCACAAUAGCUUCUAAAUCACGAUCUCCAUCUCCAUACACAAAAAGACGAAUGUGUGAGCUAUCGGAAGAAGCCAGACAACGACUGGCCCAUUUAAAUCUAGGGCCUUUUGAAUUCAGAAGAGAAACCGAUAAACCUCCAUUUGUAGUUAGACAUAUUGAACAUCCGAGCCCCACUGUUGAUGAUCAUACUUGGCGUCCUACCAGAGACAGUGGGCGAGAAGGUUGGUCCAGGGUAUCUUAUAAUCCUUCUCUUCUUGGCAGCUAUAGACCCAAGCAUACUAAAGAUGAGAGUAACUCAUCAAAAGGAGACUCAAGUAAGACAAGAGACGUUUCGUGUAAAGACUCAUUAUGUGGCAGUGAACUACAGAGCAGUUCAUCAGCUCAGCAGAACACCACCGUUCACUUGGAUAAUGGUGAAUAUUGGUCCAACCGUGCAGCUGUGUACAAAGGAAAACCCCACAGAGCUGUCUUUGAAGACAGCCUGGAGAAAAUAUACAGAAACAUGUACAAAAAAGCUUGUGGCACCAUUUCAAAAAGAAAAAUACAUUCCUGAUAGCAAUACAAACAGAAAUGUACAGUGCACAAGGUUACUAUUUUUAAUGAGAAUUAUUUUUGUGUAACAAAUAUUUGUACUCUAUUUUUUAACAGGGAAUGUUCACUGGGAAGAACUGUUAUGGGCUAGUGGGGCUUUGAGGCUGGGACCCCAAAAGCAAAAUCUUAAAAUAAAAAGAAAGUCCGAAACAAUUAAAGUUAAACAGGUGCAUUGUUCCCUUAAGAAGCUAGGAUGGUGCUAUUUCACCCACCCCUUCUUUGUCCUUUUCAGUUCUGAAGCAGGCACUGAGUAAAGUGGAUCUUCCUAUCCAUCAUCAGUGCAGGCUUUGAUUGCAGCCAGCUCUGUUUUAGUUAUUAGCAAUUUAAAUAUAGGUGGUUGAAAGUGAAACCUGCCCCAGUGUUUAAAGAGCUAGUGAGAUGAUCAUAGUACGAUACUAUCUAUUUGGAGGGAUUUUUUUAGAAGGAUAAUGUCUGCUCAUUCCAGGUGUAGAAAUGGAGAAGGGAAAAAUUCUGAUAGUUAACUCUUGUAGCUGUGUUUAAAGUGUUUCUCAGCACUCUCAGCCAUGACAUUUCUAUUAAUGUCAAGCUCUUUUGAAAAUAACUAUCUAUAUAUUGUAAGAAAGCAUCUCUUCUUCUUUUUCAUGCAUCCCAAUGUAAUGAUCUCUACAAGUUUCCAGGAUCACUUUUGGAGCUCGUCAGCUAGAGCCAGAUGCCCCAUGCAAGCAUUAUGAAGUCCCUGCAUCACAAUCCCACCAUGUUUGGAGCCCAUCCUUACUAGCCUGCUGGGGAUGUAUUGGCAGAAAUUGCAUCUUUUCGUUAAAGGCCACCAAAUGUUUGGCAGUAGUUAGAUGCUCUCCCUGGAGAGGGAACCUUUUCAGCCUCACAUUGAACAGCUCCCACAUUAACAGACCAGGGCAAGCUGCCCAUCUGAGUGAUUUAAAAGGGCAAGCAUGUCCAUCUCCUGCUUGUUUCUCCCAUUUCAAAAGGAAAUGUGUAUCCUGGCGCAUUCACCACAGAAGCAGGCAGCGGGGACAGAUUCAGUUACACUGGUGCCAUCUUAUAUCUUCCUUUUGGACAAAGGAUAAAACUAGUUGUAUAGAUGGCAGAAAUCUAGGACUGUAACCUGCCAACAUACGGGGAUAGACUAAAUGUUGGCUUACUGCAAUCCAUGCUUUAAUACUAAGAUCACCUAAUUGAUUUAAGGAAGCAGCCUGUGAACGAGUAAGUCAGGUGGAGAACGCACUGAAAAGCUGUGCAGCGCAGCUCCAGGAAAGGGGGCUUUUGAAGGAAAUGUACUGAAUACAGGCAUUUCUGCUCCUGGUAACAGCUAAACCAAUUGCUGGAUUAACAGCUCCAUGUUCCUGGCCUUGGUCAUGCUUGGCCAUUGCAGUGCUUUAGAUUUUCAGAGUGCAAAACAAAGAUUAACCAGUUAUUUAAUCCUCACAACAUCCUAUAAUGUAGAGGAGCAUUAUUAAGUUGCUUUUUAGAGCUGGACAUGUACAGCACAGACUUAUCCAAAGCUUGGUACUCACCAGCACAGCAGGGUUUAGAAUGUACAAGUUUCUGGGUCCUAGCCCUGUGCUCAACCAUUAAAGUGGGCUGCUUUUCUGUGGCUCUGGUCCCUAUUGGUCUGUACUACAAUAGUUUCUUAAUAGAUAAAAUUGACCAAUGAAAAGAUGGCAGGAAGAAACCAGGAAGACCAUCAUGAAAAGCCAAGGCAGAAUUUGAUUGGCUCUCUGCAGCAUGUGACUUAGUGUUACCCAACCAAAAUCUACAUUGCAAGUGCAAGUUGAAAUGUUUUCCUGAUGUGAAUGAGCACUCAGUCAUGAGUCCUGUCUUCCUGCCCAUGCAGUCAACGCCUCCUUGUUCAGUACACCCUCCUGGCCUGAACCAAGUGUCAUAGCUAAGUGAAAACUGUAAGCAUACACUUUACUACUGUUCAGGUAACCAGAGCAAAGCUGGUGUUUGCCCUAGGCAUGCUAGACCUGCAGGACAUGAAGCAUGUGCUGUGUAUGCACACACUCUGUGUGCCUUACCUUGACUGUUGUCUAAAAUUUUUUAGCAGCCGCAAGCAUCCUUCACAGUCUCAGCAGGAAAGGGGUAAUUGUGGUGUAGGGACUGCGAAUAUUUUGGAUAUCACCUGCUAUCCUUUGUUUUGCACCUAGGCCCAUUCUCUCUCCAUGAUAUAGGAGUGCUACUCACCACUACCCAUCUCUGGUGGUUCAGCCAGUUAGUUACUGAUUUGAGCCCAAUUAAACACAUAGGAGGUGCUGAACAUACAGAGUUGCCAUGUCCUUGUGUGUGAGACUGGUGACCCCAGCCCCACAUUUGCAGCCAGAAAAUUGAGGAAUAGGGGAAGACGGGAGAGAGACCCACCAUGAGAAGUCAGGAUAAUGAGUUGGAGGAUAGAAAGAAAGUGUGGGCUAAAGGGGCAGGAGUUUGGUGAGAAAGACGAGGCUGUAAUUUAAGUUCCAUUUUAGCUUGAUUGACAGGUGGCAAUCCUGGUUCUUUAAAUUUUGGGGGAACCUACAGGCUUGCUUAGUCUGGGCUUCCUUUAGGAAGAAUGGGAAAGGAAAAGAAGCGUUCAUAUUUGAAUUUUACUGGAUAGGAAUAUUCUCCAUAUGAAGUUUUGCUAUAUAAUAUAACUUGCGCUAUAAAUUGUAUGGCCACGCUUUGGCCCCGCUCCUAUCAUGUGUAGAUGUUCUGCCUCUUAGAAUCAGCUAGUAUCAUCAAUAUCAGCUAACCACCUCUCUGAUAGCAGGAUUGUGCUUGUAAUACGUACUCCAUGACAUAGCUAAGGGUUUUCUUCCAAACCCUGUAUUGGAGUCCAUUUCUGUUGUUAGGGGGAAACUUGUAUGCAAAAUGUGACUUAAGAGUCAAGUUACACAGCUCUGUCCAUUUGAAAUCUGCAAGCCACUUUUAAAACAAGUGUUUGGCCCCCUCUCCUGUUCGUGUGCUUGGCUAACCUUCUAUUAAUAUGCAUAUAGCUCAAGUGCAAAGAAGACUGAUUCUCCUCUGCUACUGCAGUAUGCGAUAAGUAUAGUUUCAGGCAGUGAACCAACAUAGUAAUAAACUGCGAUUGUUUCGUGCACCUUGCCUUCUAAUACAAUUUAAAUCCCUUCUAUCAAAUGCAAAUUUCUAGGUUCCUGAGCAAAGCUUUAAAUAGCAUUUUCUUGCUCAAUCCUUAUCUUUGCCAUCCACAAAGUGGUGUGUUAGUGACAGCAGGAUGGCAUAAUUCCACCACUACCAUUUUGCCUUCUAAAGGAAAACUGCCUACUCAAAUCUAGAAAUAAUGGGAUAGAUUAAGAGAGAAUUAGAGUUUAUUGCAUUAGUCUUCUUUAUUUCUUUUUUUCCUCCCCUGAACUGUCAUAGCCCAGGAGUAUUCUAACCAGACUUUAUUUGCCUUUUUGGUAUUGUGUGUGACACAAAAUGUAAUCAGCAUAAUAUUUUAAUCACUUUUCUUUUAGUAAGUCAAACUGAGGCUACCUUUGUCUCAACUCCCACUGGGGCAGAAACUUAGUUUGUGCAAAUACAAACAGUGGGUCGCAAUCACAAGUCAGGCUCUUUGCUAAAUAGCAGUCACUUUAAAAAUCCCUCAGCAUUGCCUUGUAGUUAUUAACAAGUGGAAGUGUCAAGCUCUUUAAGGAUCAGCAUUAUCUAGCUUCCCAGCUAGAAGGAUAGAAGCGCUGGCUUGGUCCCUUGAGAAUGUCAGAUGGAGCGGACGAUGUGGAACACCUCAGAUAAUGAAGACACUGAGAAUUUUUAGGCUCAAAAUUUGAACUUCUUUAAACUCAUUUGAUGAGGAAAGUGCUCCAGGUUCUCUGUACUGUAUGUAUUUUGGGUUUUUAUAGACUAGCUCUUCAAGAUUUCUUCACUUGAAGUUUUCGGUGAGUCACCAGAAAACUAAGAAAUCUGUUAAAAGAAGCUAGUCUUCUUUGAGGUGUGUCCCUGUGGAUGCCUCACUUCAGGUGCACGUGCACCCGUGCCUCUGAUCAGAGAUUUUUUGGUAGCAGUGCCCAUUCAGACUUCGCCUGCAUCCUACACAUCCACAUGCCCCAUUCUGAGGCUAUAUAGGGCUGUGUGAGUGCAGCGCCUUCGGUCCUUUCUCACCCACCUUCCCUUCACAAGCUCCUGGCCAUAUUGCAGACUUCUUCAGCACAGGCGGCGCUGCCAAUUAAUGAUGCUGUCCUUGAGCCACCCCAGACCAUCUGGAAAACUCCAGCAGUGGCACCUCCUACAUGCAAGGAUGCCAGUAAAAAAAUUCUACCUUCCCAGCCAGGGAUUCUGAGUUUUUGUUUUCACAUCCGGCAUCAAAUUGUCUAGUCAUGGACACAGUUAAUGAAAGGAGAAGUCAGCAUAUUUCUAAAGCUACCCCGUAUAACAAGGGCCAGAAGUGGCUGGAGUUUUUUGGUCAGAAAAGCUACUCUUUGGCAACAUUACAGUUUGGGAUUGUGAAUCACCAAGCACCGAUGUUGAAAUGUAACUACCUGAAUUAUGAGACGUUUUCCGUAUAGCACCAUAAUAAAGGAGGGUCAGCUCGUGGCAAAGACAUCUUUGCAGGCUUUACUUGAUGUGGUCAACACUGCAUCCAGGUCUAUUUCCACUGCAGUAGUGAUGUGCAGACUACACAGGCAGCUCACCUCAUUCCCUAAAUGACUCUAGGUCUACACUUAAGUUCCUGGAAAUGUACAUGCCUGCAAAUAAAAAGAAAUUCAACAGGACUCAGUCCGUGCAAAGAUCCCAUCUUGCUUAAUGUUCCACUCUCCGUAGACCAUCUGAACUGCUGGCUAAGAGGUCAAGAUUUUCUAAAAAGGAGCCAGUGACUAACUUGAAUACUUCAUCCGAGCCCGUCAACAUUUCCCAAACUUCACUUUUUGUGGGUUUGGUUGGGAGUUUGAACCACCUGAUAGGGUUUCUUGGCUACACUAUUCCACCCUUUUCCCUUAAUUUGGACACUGUCUCUUGCUAUACCAACAGGUUACUGUCUCCCAUGGAUCAGACAAAGGGGUAUCAGUCGCUGUUACUUCUGGUUAUAUGAUCCAAUUUAUCUCCAUCCUCCCCUUCCACCUGCCUUUUCCUUCUUUCUUCAGGGACCUUCUCACGAUCAAUUGCUGACAUGAGAUCACAUCGCUGUGAAGUCAAAGGGCUAUAAAACCAGUUCCACUUCAGCCCAAAGGACAAGGGCUUUGUCAAAGGUAUAUUCCGUUACCCAAGGAAAACGGGUUGGAGGCCAAAAGUAGAUCUCAAACAAUUGAUUAAAUACGUCAAGACAUCUGAAAUUCAAAAUGAUGUUCGUAGUAGCUAUAAUUUCCUCCCCCAAAUCCAGGGACUGGUUUGCAACUCUUGACCUCAAAGAUGCUUACUUACGUCGUGCAAUUUAUUCCUCUCUCAAAAGAUUUCUUCAUUUCAUAGUCAUUCACCAACAAUUCCUACCCUUCAGCCAUUCUUCCGCCCCAAUGUUUUUCUCAAAAAUAAUGGUGGUUGUAGCCGCUACCUGCAUCAUCUAGGAAUAAGUCUGUCUGUGCCUCGGCGACUGGCUCCUCGAAGGGCAGUCUUAUCAGGAGGUGUUGUCAGCAGUUUAAACAACAAUUUCACUUUUCCACAAUGUAGGCCUACAAAUAAAUAUUGAGAAAUGGCCUUGACCCCUAUACAGCAUAUAUUUUUUUUAUAGCAGUGUUUUUGGGUUCGGUGAUGAGCAAGUCUCCCGACGGGUUCCUCACUCUAUCCAAAGAAUGCAGUUCAGGCCUCAAAUACCAGCUAGAACAUGACUGCAGCUUCUGGGUCAUCAGGUAGCUUGUGUUUUUGUAACAUAGAACACUAGGUUACAUCUUCAGUGUGUCCAGGAGUGACUCUCAGAGCAGCAUAUAUAUUCAACAAAGAGUCUGAAAUGAUACUCAGCCAUUCACCUGGUGGAAGGAUCCUUGCAAGGUUUGUGCAAGAAUCCUGUUCAUCCAGCAUCCUCCUAUGGUCAUAAUAACAUCGGACUCUUCUCUCUUGGGCUGGAGAGCACAUUUGAGUCCUCAUGUGUCCCAAGGCAAACGGUCACAACAAGAACAGUGCUUGCACAUGAAUCUCCUGGAAUUGAGGGUGGUCAGAAAUGUUUGCCGCCACUUUCUUCCCCUAAUCAAAAACAAGUCAAUCAAGAUCAUGAUGGACAACAUCUCUUGUAUGUAUUAUAUUAUUUGUCAUUGGGGAGCGUGUUCCCUCUCGCUCUGCACCGAAGUGAUAAAGAUUUGGAAUUGGUAAAUAGUCAACCAGAUAUUUCAGCUUCUUACUUCCCAGGUAUACAAAACACCAUGGCAAAUGAUGUCAGCAGACAUUUUAUCCUAAAUUGUGAAUGGGAGUUGGACUUGUGAGUCUCUACAAAAUAUUCCUAAUUUGGGGGUUUCAAGAGGUUGACUUUUGCACCACUGCAGCCAACACGGAGUGCAAAAAAAUUAGCUCCAGAGGAGGACUCAAGCCUUUAUCUCUAGCAACCACCUUUCUCAUUACAUGAACAAAGGGUCUUAUUGAUGCUUAUCCACUGUUUCCACUGCUUUUAAAGGUUUUCAGCAUGAACAGGACCACGCCAGGGACAUUUUGAUUGCACCAACUUGGCCAAGGCAGGUUUGGCUUCCUUACCUCAUCGAACUCACCUCUUGCCCUCAGUUCUCAACUAUUGUUUCAAAAUGCAGGUCAAACACUUUUCCCCAGUCUGAAUGUUCUGCAACUCCAGGCACGGUUCCUCAAUGAUUCUUGGGAUUAGAGGUGUCCUGUUCAUCAGGAGUACAACCUAUACUGUUAAGUAGCAGGAAAAAAUCUACAAGAUGCACUUAUCUCCAGAAAUAGAGAAGGUAUAGUCUUUGAUGUAACCACUUUCAUCACUCACCUGUCCAGUCAUCUCUUUCCACAGUCUUGUAUUUACCUGUUGGAACUGAAGGUAUGAGAUCUAUCUGAGAGUUCCAUCGAGGUUCGCUUAGAAUCAAUAACAACUUUCUGCUCACCAGUAGAAGGUUUCUCAUUUUUCACACAUCUAACCACAAGGAGGUUCCUGAAAGGUCUUACAAAACUUUUUCUGUAAAUUAGUGAUCUGUUCUGCUUUAGGAUCUCAGUCUUGUCCUUAACUGUCUCAUGGAACAGCCCGCUGAGCCACUAGCUACAUGCUCUCCGUUACAUUUGCCUAUGAAGAUGUCCUUUUUGGUGGCCAUCACUUUUGCUUGAAGGGUUGGGGAGAUUGGGACUCUAAUGGCAGGCCCUCCAUUUUCUGUGUUCUUCAAGGGCAAGGUAUCAUUACAACCCCAUCAAAAACUUUUACCUAAGGUUUCUUCUGAGUUUUUCACAUUAACCAGACUAUUCACCUUCCAGUUUUCUUUCCAAAGCUGCAUAAGACAAUACCCAAAGCCACCUUCCAUACACUAGAUGUUAAAAGGGCAUUGACCUUUUACUUGGACAAAACUGAACCAUGAACCAUUCAGGAAAUCCCCUAGACUUUUGCUGUCAUUGCAGACAGGCCUAGGGGAUCCACCAUCUCCAUGCAGUGACUCUAAAUGGAUCUCUGAAUGUAUUCUUACCUGUUACAGUUUGGCUGAUCUCCAACCUCUCCUACAAGGAACUGCACAUUCUACUCAGUCACAGUCUACAACUGUAGCCCUGCUGGAGGUCGUUACAGUUGUGGAAAUCUGCAGCACUUCAAUGUGGACCUCAGUACUUGCUUUUCCCAACCAUUGUGCUUUGGGUCAUGCUGUAAGAUCAGAUGCUACAGUAGACAACCCAGUCCUUUCUUCAGUGCUGAACUCUUGUUAUGAACCUUCUGCUUCCUUAAAGGGUUAUGGCUAGCAAGUCACCUGAAGCGGAGCACCCAUAAGACACUACUCCAUGAAGGAGAAGAAGUUACGUACCAUGUGCAAUAACUAGAGUUCUUUGAAAUGUGUGUCCCCUAUGAGAGCUCCACUAAUCGCCCUCCUGCUUCAGAGUUUCCUUUGUGGGACUUUGUAGUACAGAAGGCAGUUUGCCCACUCAGCCCUAUAUAAGCUCGGACACAGGGCGCAUGCGUUGGAUGAACAGGCACUUCUCCGAUAAAGGCACAGAGCGCAUUCGGAUCUGAAAUGUGUCCCCGGGGUGCUCCAUCUCCAAGAACUCCAGACACUGCACAAGGUGAGUAAUCUCUCCUUGUGGUUAGGUUAUAGAACUGGGAGCAAGAAGACUCGGGAAGUCUGUGGUGAAACACUCUGCCUCCUUGUGCCUUUGUUACCCUAUCCAUAAAAUAGGGAGACUAUACCUCUGCUACACAGGGAAAAGUGCUUAAAGAUCCUGAGAUAGAAUUUGUUACAGAAGUGAUUUAUUAUGGGGAGGUGGGGGGAACCUCACCAAGUCCCAUCUCUUAUUCGAUAAAAAGGGCUUUACUGUAGAUUUCCCAUUUUCUUUCUUUUUUUAAUCAUGUAACUCUCAAAAUUAAACAAGCACUAUUCUUGUUGAGAUGGGAGCCUGAUGUUAAAUCUGGCUGAGUCCAUUGAGAAAGAGAAUAUACAACUCUGACAGCUUGUGGCUUAGAGUCUAAUCAUUAUAAUAAAAAUCCUAGCCAACCUCAUUGGUUUAGGUUUUGACCCUGCAUCUCUAAUCCUGCAUUGUUGCUACUGGAGUCUCUUCUACACUAUACAGGUUCUUAUACUUCAUCUAUGUGUAUAUACAUAUGCAUACGUAUGCUGUGCUAUUAAUUUAUCUUAGUAGAGUCAAGGUCAAAAUGUGCCUUGCACCUAGAGUGGAAGGUGGCGAGUCAUUCUAUCACUGUAUAAUCUUCGUCUUCCUAAAUCCUAAACUUGAUGUUAUUUUAGCAACACUGAACUGUGCAAAACAAAAUUUUGCCAGUGGCCUCAGUAUAUAAAUACAAUAAUCUAAUAGAAAGUCUUUGGAUCACGUGAAGUCUGACAACUGUCUUAAUUAAGACCGUAUGAGUUUACUUGCCUGACUAAGAGAUAAAAUUUAUCAGAGAUUAUUAUUGAGAAGAUUUAAAAGUUGGAAUUAGCUGUGGAGUGUGACAGGGACUUUUGAGCUUUUUUUUCUCUAAAAAGUUUAUGGGGAAAACCUUGAAACUUUUUAGAAGUCAGUGACCAAGCUCUUCUACAGCAAUAAAACCACUAGAAGCCAGCCUUUGGGGAUGACUUGAAUUAACUACCUCGCUGAUGGAGAUGAUGCAGUAAAGAGGGAAGCCUUUUUAGACCAAGUCCUAUGUCCCAUAACAAACGCACCCUAAUCACCUACCACCCUUGUAGUUUCAUGUGCUUGCUUUGUGAGGGAAACCUAUUUUGAAAUCCAGAAUAAUUUUCUGGAUGAAAACCUGUAGGAAAUGUAAACCUUACCUUUGGCAUAUCAACUUCAGAGGUCAUGCAAGCUUUCUGCUGUGGAUUCCCAUCCAGUCAGGAUGGUUGGUUUUGAUCUAACAGAGCUGUGGGACCUAGCCAUCUGAAACCACUUUCCCCAUGAUGCUCCAUUAUGACGGCUGCUAUCAGCUGAGCUACUCUUGCUAUGGUCCCUAGCUUUGAAAGCUUUUAGGUCUAGAGUCCGACAUGUUUUGGAGAGUCUUUGGUUUUAGAACUUUCUCUUUGUUCCUCAGAGUUUGCCACCUUUUAGGGCAUAGGGUGGAGUGCUGUUCGUUGGUCAGGCUUUUACUUAACUCUGUGGAAUUGCUGGGGAGGCUUUUCUUAGAAUGCGUUGAGGUGACACAAAAGGAGGAGAUCUUUGGUCAGUCUGUUGGGGGCAGUUUAAUGUGUUGCUUUCCAUAUGCAUCAGCGCACCCAGAUGCCACGGAUGAGGGGUUUAUAAAAUAGUCAUUUAAAUAAAUCACUUGAAAGUAACACAGGCAAUAUCCAGUUCACCGAACUUUUGUAGAUUGGAUGCUUAUGUUUAGAUCAUUAAACCAACUGGAAUUUUUUGGACUUUGAG